GGAGAAGCCAAGAAAAAAAAUCCCCCUCUCAAAAACCCGAAGCGGAUUAUCCGCGUUCGCCGUCACCCGGAGCGCGAUUGAAAAUCUCUCGCCCCGCUUCUGUGGCCGGUAGAAGCACUCAGCAGCAGCAUCAUCAUCAUCAUCAGCUGCAGCAGCAGUCGCUUUAUGAGCAUCAUGCGGGCGCCGGGUCGGACCCCAGCGCCCCGUAGCAUCAUCAGCAACGCCGCCGCCACCACCAGCACCACAGCCGCUGUUACCAUCAUCAUCAGCAGCACCACCUUCACCUUCAUCAUCUCUCGCGGCGACGGGGGCGGAGGCGGAGAAUCGGUGGCAGCAUCAUCGGCAGCAGCGUUAAAACUAGCACCAUCAGCACCAUCAGCAGUGUCAUCAGCAGCAGCAUCAUCAUCAGCAGCAGCAUCAUCAGCAGUAUCAUCAUCAGCAGUGUCAUCAGCAGCAGCAUCAUCAUCAGCAGUAUCAUCAUCAGCAGCAUCGGCAGCAGGACUGGCGCUCCUGCCAGAAGUCUGGGCGGCAGUGUUGGCUGGCAGCGCGCAGCACCGGCAGAAGCAGCAUCAGCAGUCGACACCACCACCACCAACACCACCAACUACAACAGCAGCAGCAGCGGCGCAGCAAUGAGCAGCUGCAGGUACAACGGGGGUGUCAUGAGGCCCAUGUGCAACUCCAGCGUGGCGAGGAAGGGCGAGUCUCUGAACCAGGAUCCAGAAGCUCAGAGGCUCCAGCCAGAACUCGUGGCUUCUCAGUCGCCGGUGGUGUCGAGUGGUGACUCGGGCGGCGGUGUUGGUGGUAUUGGUGGUGGUGGAACAGCAGCAGCGGCGACCGUGGGUGGCAGGAUCGAGCAGACGAACCCCAUUCGCCCACCACCAGCAGCGGCGGCGGCGGCGGCUGCCGGGCCCGCCUCGAGGUCCGUGUCCAUCUCGAAGGAGGAGAAACCCAAAAAACACAACAUCGGCUACCGCCUGGGACUCCGGCGGGCGCUCUUCGAGAAGCGGAAACGGCUGAGCGACUACGCGCUCAUAUUCGGCAUGUUCGGCAUCGUGGUGAUGGUGAUCGAGACGGAGCUGUCGUGGGGGGUUUAUACGAAGACGUCGAACAUCUCUCUCGCGCUCAAGUGCCUCAUCAGCCUGUCCACCCUCAUCCUGCUGGGACUCAUCGUGGUCUACCACGCACGCGAGAUACAGCUCUUCAUGGUGGACAACGGCGCGGACGACUGGCGCAUCGCCAUGACGUGCGAGCGCAUCUUCUUCAUCGCUCUCGAGCUGUCGAUCUGCGCUGUGCACCCCGUGCCGGGCCACUACACGUUCACGUGGCGGGCCCGGCUCGCCUUCACGCACGACGCCUCGCAGGUGGAGGCCGACGUCGACAUCGUCCUCUCCAUCCCCAUGUUCCUGCGGCUCUACCUGAUCGCGCGCGUCAUGCUGCUCCACAGCAAGCUGUUCACGGACGCGUCGUCACGCAGCAUCGGCGCCCUCAACAAGAUCAACUUCAACACGCGCUUCGUCAUGAAGACGCUCAUGACCAUCUGCCCCGGCACCGUGCUGCUCGUAUUCAGCAUCUCGCUGUGGAUCAUCGCCGCGUGGACGGUGCGCGCGUGCGAGAGGUAUCAUGACACCAAGGACAUCACCAGCAACUUCCUGGGAGCCAUGUGGCUCAUCUCCAUCACGUUCCUCUCCGUGGGCUACGGUGACAUGGUCCCCCACACGUACUGCGGACGUGGGGUGUGUCUCCUCACCGGUAUCAUGGGCGCCGGCUGCACGGCGCUCGUCGUAGCGGUCGUUGCGCGCAAGCUGGAGCUCACCAAGGCCGAGAAGCACGUGCACAACUUCAUGAUGGACACGCAGCUCUCCAAGAGGAUCAAGAACGCGGCGGCCAACGUGCUGCGCGAGACGUGGCUCAUCUACAAGCACACGAAGCUCGUGAAGAAGAUCGACCACUCGCGCGUGCGCAAACACCAGCGCAAGUUCCUGCAGGCGAUCCACCAGCUGAGGAGCGUGAAGAUGGAGCAACGGAAGUUGACGGAUCAGGCGAACACGCUGGUGGACAUGGCGAAGUACCAAAGCAUCAUGUACGACAUGGUGGUGGACAUGCACGAGCGGGGCGAGGACACGGAGCGCCGGCUCGCGGAGCUCGAGAGCAAGCUGGACGCGCUGGCAGGCGGCCUCCGCGAGCUGCCCGACCUCGUGGGCCACGCCGUGGGCCAGCGGCAGCGCGAGGCCCUCGAAGCGCAGCUCUCGCGCUUCCGGCAGCACCAACAGCAGCAGCAGCAGCAGCAGCAGCCAAACCACCAACAGCUCCACCACCAACAGCUCCUCCAUCAUCCACAGCAGCAGCAGCAGCAGCAGCUGGCGGCGGCGCCGGUGGCGGCGGCGGCGGCCGUGGCGUACGCCGGACACUUUGCCUGGCACCGGCAGGCGGGGCUGGACGACCCGGCGGUGGGGAUGUCUCCCCGCAGGAGGGCCCACUCGUCGUCCUCCUCCUCGUCGAUGGCGCCGCACACCUCGUCGGACAGCGCGUGACCUUCCCGUCUCUCCGGAGAGGGGUGCGG
This is a messenger RNA of Petromyzon marinus (sea lamprey), 2563 nucleotides long. RefSeq names its product potassium calcium-activated channel subfamily N member 1 (gene KCNN1). The record is from RefSeq and is a predicted model, not a curated record. Gene Ontology annotation, cellular component: membrane. Lineage: Eukaryota; Metazoa; Chordata; Hyperoartia; Petromyzontiformes; Petromyzontidae. Gene Ontology annotation, biological process: potassium ion transport. Gene Ontology annotation, molecular function: small conductance calcium-activated potassium channel activity; calmodulin binding.